Molecule: messenger RNA, 1584 nt
Organism: Penicillium daleae
Lineage: Eukaryota; Fungi; Ascomycota; Eurotiomycetes; Eurotiales; Aspergillaceae
Exons: 1
Coding region: 1-1584 (527 amino acids)
Source: RefSeq, a predicted model, not a curated record
AUGGGUUCGCGCAAGGGCAGUGAUGGCCCGGUGACGCGGGAGAAAAAAGAUCGCGUUCUGCCCAGCGGACGUGUCUCCAGACCCAACGCCAACGCCAAGAUCGCGAAAUCUGCACGUUCCCCAUCCAAGCCCAAGCGGCCCCCUGGACGCCCUUUCAAGAUGCCGGCCCGAAGUUCCUCCUCCCAGCUUUCGUCCCGAUCGACAAGCGCUGUCCCGUCCCCGGCGACUGCGAGUCUUACAUCGACUCCCGCCCCGCGUCCCUUGUCUAUGCUUGAGGCUCUACCAGUGGAGGUCAUUGAGCAGAUCUUUCUCUACUCGCUGAAUCUCAAUCUGCCCCGCGCAUCACCUGUUCUCGCGGCCGCGAUUUCGAGAGAACAAAUCUACAGGAUCCUGAUCAUUCUCGCCUUUUGGGAUGAUCCUCCAACGAACCCCCGCAGCGCGGCAAUCAAUCGCAUUCUCCGGCCACUGGACUAUGUGUCCCUCACACUGGACCAACGAGGCCGGCUACAGGAAGCGGUCUUCCGCUGCCGGUGGUGCACGAUGGAGCGCCUGCGCGAGCAGAUCCCGACCAUCAUAAUCCUCACCAUCCACCAGCAAUGGAUCAAUCUGGGCAUCACCAUGAAACCAGAUCAGCAGGCUGCACUGGAUAAGUUUAUGAACCGCCAAGACGACACGAUCCGUAUCUUCCACGGCGAGGGACCGCCACUCAAAGUCGCCCCCCACUUGUGCCAGCAUCCCGAGAUGCAGCGCCUCUCGCGCAUCCCCGGCCCGCACAAGUAUCAGCUCCACGUCAAGCCCAUGGUAAUGGUGGAGGUGCGCUCGGAGACGAUGAAAUCCAUCGUCGCCUGGCCGGCUCUUGCGAUCCUGAAAUUCCCCGACCACCUCCUCCGCGGCGGCAAGACGGGCUUCACUCCAGACGACGUGAUGUACCUGGAGAUGCUGCGCAUGUGCUCAAACAACUUUGCGCAGAACGACACCCCGCUCCUCCCCUCGACCAUCUCGACCGUGGAUCGUACCGUGCUACACGAGGGCGUCGGCAACGCUAUCCGCACGCAAAAUUACAACGCGCUCAUCUCCCUCCUCAAAAUCGACGAAUACAUCUUCCGCUUCCACAUGUCCAGACAAGGUCGACCCGUCUGCUACACAAUCCCGUCAGAUCAUUUCUUGACCGUGACCCGAGUCGGCCGCGAUAAGCCCCAUCUCAACGCAGCCUUCUUCGAAGCUCUCAUCCGCGCCAGCGCAGAAUCAAUCCCCAGCAAUGCGCCAGAGAUUCUGCAGUGGACGCUUGAAAAUGUGCGACUCUCACAGCGCAACCCAAAUACAUACAAUGAGAUCAACGGUAAACUGGCGCACUGGUUGUCAAACUUUGUGCUGCGGUUGCCUGAACAGUUGGAUUAUAUCCAGGAAUUUCCGCAGGGUCAAUUGUUUAAUUGUGGCCAGCUCGAUCCGCUGGAUAUGGAGGCUUGUCGGUUUAUUGAGGAAGUUCUCGAGCCGUGGCGUGGGCCGCCGACGAACUGGAUGCCUGAAUCGCUGUUUCGGAUUGAUGAUUGGUGGGUGAAGAAGAGUGAUUUAUCGGAGAAUUGA